Molecule: messenger RNA, 2649 nt
Organism: Penicillium nucicola
Lineage: Eukaryota; Fungi; Ascomycota; Eurotiomycetes; Eurotiales; Aspergillaceae
Exons: 4
Coding region: 1-2649 (882 amino acids)
Biological process (GO): ribosomal small subunit export from nucleus; ribosomal large subunit export from nucleus; mRNA export from nucleus
Cellular component (GO): nuclear pore
Molecular function (GO): structural constituent of nuclear pore
Source: RefSeq, a predicted model, not a curated record
AUGCCAAAGGUCAGCAGCUAUGCGCCAGCCUGGCUGUGCCGGCCGUCACCUGGCGCAAACUUCCUGACCACCAACUCCUCUCAGAGCCCAGCGGAGGACAUUAAGAACAAAUCGAAGCCAUCUGACAAUGGUCCCAACCGGACCAUUGCUAGGAGAGGAAACGAGGUUUUCGCUGUGGUUGAUAACGAGAUCCGCUGGUCAAACCUUGCGCGCCUCAAAGAUCAAUGGCAACAGCAAAAUAAGCAAAAGAAGGGAUCUGCUAGCGCUGGAGAUAUCACUGAUUUAAAUUCGACUUCUUACAGGGUUUUGGCCGUCCCUGUAUAUGGAUUGAUCAAACAAAUCAUUCCUUCCCCGAACGGAGCAUUCCUUGCAAUUAUCACCGAACACACUGUUCACAUUUCGGUCCUCCCCGACGCUUCGCACCUGUCAUCAUCUGACUCUACUCCCCUUCGUCUGAAGACAUACCAGUUGGGCCCGACCACUCAUGUUAUUCCCGAGGCGCCCGUUGUGUCUGCGUUAUGGCAUCCCUUGGGUCUGCACAGCAAUCUCAGCGGUUGCAUCGUUACCAUCACCGCUGACGCCGCGGUGCGCGUGUGGGAACUGGACCGCAACAACCACUGGUCCUUUGACCAGCCAACCCUGGCAAUCGAUUUGAAGAAGCUUGUCGAUGGAACUUCGUGUGAUCAAGACUUUGCGCCUUCAGGCUUUGGCAAGAACAAGGGAUUUUCUGCUGAUCUCAUUGAUAUGGAGGUCGCCUCGGCUUGUUUUGCAGGCAGUGGGGAAGAAAAAGAGGACGCAUGGGCGCCAAUGACCCUGUGGGUAGCCAUGAGACCCGGUGACCUCUAUGCGCUGUGCCCUCUUCUGCCUACAAAGUGGCAAGCUCCAUCAACAACAAUCCCCUCCCUCUCUUCAGCGAUUGUUCCGAAGUUGACUGCCUUGGAGCAGGAUCCUGAGGAAUUCGACGAGGAGCUGACUGCAUGUCGGCAGCAGUACGAUUGGCUCAGUGAGCUUGAUGGACAAGAGCCAUUGGGUCUGCCUGCUGGCGCCGAAACCCUCCAAGGCGCCGAAGUUUUCACUCGCCCCGCCAACCCUAGUGCUAUUCCUAGAUUGCAAGGGCCUUUCCGAUUCGAUACUGGUGAUGAGCUUGACGACCUAGACCUUUGUGACCUUCUUGUUAUUGCUGCUAGACUGGAUGUUGAUGAUCUUAUGAUGGGCGAGGAAGAAGAAUUGGCCGUGGAUGCCAGCGAACAGGAUAAGCUCUCAGCCACUGUUCUGUCUCUGUCUAGUGGAAACGGCCGAGUUCAUAUUUGUCUGGAACUUGACGGUGUUGAGGGACAGUGGCUCCCCAAGGCCCAAAAGAACGCCUUUCGGACACCUCUUUCAGAGCCAUCUGAUCUUGUCCUAGUCGAAUCCUUGGAUACUGUUAAGGCUGGAGAGACCGCUAUCUGGCCCACUUUCACCAAGGAUGUCCACUCUCGAUACACCUUCUUUGUCACGACCGCAACUAAUGUGAUAUCUCUAUCUUUGACCGCGUGGGCACAGAGACUGGAAGCCGAGUUGAAGGCGGAAGACUCUGCUGGCUCUGCUUUCCGUCUGCAGGUUCUCUGCGACGGAAAUGUCUGUCAGAGAGAAAAGAUUUUGCAGGUCUCAGAAGCCGAUGUCACAUCGAAGUUUGAACACCUCGCGCAGUCACUUGUCUUUUAUGACUUUGACCUUGGCUACUUGCUUCUCACUUCGCUCCCAUCAAACCCAUAUGCAGCGGUGAUGGAUUCACCAGAAGAUGCUCUCGCUGCGGAACUUGAGAGGCAGCUUUCUGACAGAAUGGCAACAAAGUCAACCUCAGCCGUUCUGCCCCCUCGCCGUGCGCCGUAUCAAGUUCCCGCCGUUUUCUACUCCGAAUGCCCACUGAACUCAUUUGUUGAAAAGCACGUCCCACAUCGCCAACGUCAUACCCUCAAGGAGCAAGUACGCCUGUCUCCUGCAACAUUGGACCUUGUGGCUACUGCUCACCGUGUUCUCUCCGCGCAUACGAACGCUCUUGAGAGAGCUGCCUCAGAUUUGUUCCGCCGAUGCGAACGUCUACAGGGCGAGAUGCAGGACCAAUUGAAGCAAAUUUCAGAUGUUGCGGAGCGCGUCAAGGGCGUCACCAGUGAGAUUGGAGAAGAUGGACACCGCAUAGAAGGCGUCCGAACCGGAGAAGCUCUGGACAGGAGACUGCAGGCCGCUAAGGAUAAGCAAGAUCAAUUGCAGUCCCGAUAUGAAGCGUUGCGCAAGAAGGUUUUGAACUCUGGAGGUCGUCCCCUGAGUGAAAGGGAGAAGGCCUGGGUUACCGAAGUCAAAACCUUAUCUGGAUCCUUGCAGCCUGGUGAGGAGGAAGACCAAGAUGACCAAGAUCAAGAUUUGGUACCGCGCUUGGAGACCGUCAAACGUCUUGCAUUGGAUCUUAUCGCCCAAACGAAGACUAUUGCCGCCAAGUCGCCAUCUCGUGGCGAGCCUGGAAGUCCAAACUCUCCAGUUGGUGCCCACCCCAAGGUUCCCCAACGCCUGCAACGUGCCAAGGUUGCAGAUGCUAUGAGAAUGGUUGAACGGGAAUCCGCCGUUAUCGAUGCGAUUACCGCACGUUUGGAACGACUCAACACUAGCUUAUGA